This is a messenger RNA of Parastagonospora nodorum SN15, 231 nucleotides long. RefSeq lists its product as hypothetical. Bases 1 to 231 code for a protein of 76 amino acids. Lineage: Eukaryota; Fungi; Ascomycota; Dothideomycetes; Pleosporales; Phaeosphaeriaceae. The record is from RefSeq and is a predicted model, not a curated record. The transcript is spliced from 2 exons.
AUGCCCCCACCCUCGAUACUCGAUGAGACAACGACACAGUUGCAUGAAAAUUGGAACUUGCAAACCGUCCUUCGGGGUGUCUCUAAAUUUUCGCUACGCCCCAUGAUUGGGUUCGAUGAGGUCCAGACGUGGUUGGAAAAGGAGAAGGAGGGACAUCACAUUAACGAGACACGAUAUCGAGAGUGUGUCAACAUUGAAAUCGCGAAUGGAGGUUUUCAUACCUCAUGGUAG